UUCCUGGUUUGCUGGCACUUUUUCUACUGUAGCAUCAUGGCGGGGAGAAAGUGGCAGCAAAGUGUAACCCUCUUAGCUGAGGCUUUACUGUUUCAUCAGCUUCUGAUAGGAUUCGUCUUCAUCGGCGGGGUAGGCGCCAGCUCGCUGUCUGCUAGCCAGGUCAAACCUGUCAGCGAUGCAAACUGGACACUCAUUUUGGAAGGAGAAUGGAUGUUAAAAUUCUAUGCGCCAUGGUGCCCUGCAUGCCAACAGAUACAGUCGGAAUGGGAGGAUUUUGCAAAGGAGAGUAAGGCCCUUGGCAUCACAGUGGCAAAGGUGGAUGUCACACAGGAGCCAGGUCUAAGUGGACGUUUCAUGGUGACAACACUGCCUACAAUAUUUCAUGCAAAAGAUGGAUCAUUUCGAAGAUAUCUGGCAUCCAGGAGUGUCGAGGACCUCCAGAGUUACAUUUCAGAGAGGAAGUGGGAAGCUGUAGACCCUUUACCCAAGUGGAAGUCCCCUUCUUCAGUUCCGAUGACGGCAAUGGCUGGUCUCUUUCGCCUGUCUGUCUGGAUACGACACGUCCACAUGUACUUGACCGAGAAACUUCACAUUCCAGUUUGGGGAUCCUACGCCAUCUUUGCCUUUGCUACUCUACUGACUGGACUUUUCUUUGGCCUGAUACUCGUACUAAUUGCCGACUGUUUAUGUCCAUCCAAGCCGCAAAGUAAAGAUACCAAAACAGAGGUCUAUUUAAAGAAUCUCUCGUCAGAUGAUGAGCCAGGUAACUUUUCAGAUGAUACCAAACUGUCUGAGAUGGACAAUGAGCAGGAGGAUCAGGCGUCAGGAGAGGACAUGGGAAGUGACGAGGCAUCCGGGACGGAGGGCCAAGAGGAUGAGGACGAGCUUCACAGGAACUCGUAUGAUGACAUUGCAGCAAGUGGUGUAAGAAAGAGGAAACAGCAGGAUUUGGGGGAGAACGACGACAACGACGACUGAGUAGCAAUAUCGUUUUUUUUUUUUUUUGUUUGUUUUUUUAUCCAAUGGGGACCAAAGAAAGAAACCACUUUUGGACUAUUUCGUAAAAUGAUUACAAUGCAUAGCUUUUAUAGUUUUAUACAGUUUUCACUGUACUCAAAAUUGUUACUUUAUAUUUCUUAAAUUUAAUGUGUAUAUACUAUGUGUGUGUGUGUGUGUGUGUGUGUGUAU
This is a messenger RNA of Erpetoichthys calabaricus (reedfish), 1188 nucleotides long. RefSeq names its product thioredoxin-related transmembrane protein 4 (gene tmx4). The transcript is spliced from 8 exons. The coding region runs from base 37 to 978 and encodes 313 amino acids. Lineage: Eukaryota; Metazoa; Chordata; Cladistia; Polypteriformes; Polypteridae. The record is from RefSeq and is a predicted model, not a curated record.